Messenger RNA from Salmo salar (Atlantic salmon), 16105 nucleotides. The record is from RefSeq and is a predicted model, not a curated record. Lineage: Eukaryota; Metazoa; Chordata; Actinopteri; Salmoniformes; Salmonidae.
UGACAGCGAAACGACGAACAGGGAAGGAUGAUGAAGCUAAAAUGGCAGCUCAACUGACGGUGGUGCCAAUUCGGGGUGAAGAAAUACACAAGGAACAAACUAGAACAAAAGGCGAUAUGACACAUUUUCUUUGAGAUUCUUUGCUUUAAUCCCAAAUUAAAAGACGAUAUGGUUUGAGAUUCGGAAUUCCGGGAAAGAAAGAACGAUUCGACGCUCUGAAUUUAGAAGCCUAUUUCCAAGUUGCAUCGCGCGGGCUACAUUUUUUUCUCCAGUUUUUGGAAGAUAGACUGGGAUGUAACAAUUCUGCUGUUUUUGCAGUACAGGAUGGACACAUGACCUUUGACAUAUAAUUGCAAACUAUCUAGUUUUUUUUAAAUGUAAUAUAUGCAUUGUUCUCCAAAACGAUGAUGUGUGCUGCAGCCGGUGGAGGGAUUCUUCCAUCCACAUCGCCUUCGAUGAGGCUAGGCAUCAGGGUCAUUUCUGGAGUUGGUGACGAUUUCUCGUCCAUUGGGUCGGGUAUGGGUUCGUGUCAAACACCGGCAACCCAGUCGGAUUGCCGAAGUCGGUACCAGCUUCUACUCUCUGGGCGAGCAUUGGCGGAAAGAUACAGGAGGAUUUAUACCACGGCUAUCAAUGAUAAAGAACAAGGGAUAAACCAAGGAAGGGGAAAGAGAACUUUGAGCAAGAAGAAGCUGAAACGGCGCCAAAAGGUCAAGUCAAAAGUCAAAACAAGAACCAAGACGGAUAACCUCGAUGGGGCCUUCUGUGUGCCGGACAUCAAGCUACACAGCAACCCAUCGGCGUUCAACGUGUACUGCAACGUGCGCCACUGCGUGCUGGACUGGCAGCAGCGGGAGUCGUCCCUGGCCUCACAAAGCUCCGUGCAGAGCGGUGACUCGGACAGCGAGGAGGAGGAGGAGUACCGUGAGCCCGCCAUCAAGCUGCCAAAGAUCAUUGGCAUCGGUCUGUGUGGGGUGUUUGAGCUGAUCAAGGAGACGCGGUUCUCCCACCCUUCCCUGUGUCUGCGCAGCCUUCAGGCCCUGCUGCAUAUGCUGCAGGGACAACAACCAGAGGGCUUCCAGACUGAACCUCCUGAUGUACUGGAGUCUCUGUUCCAACUGCUGCUGGAGACAACAGUGCGCAGCACGGGGAUGAACGACCCCACGGGGCAGGCCCUCACCGCCCUGUCCUGUGCCUGCCUCUUCAGCCUGGUGGUGUCCUGGGGAGACACGGGCAAGACCCUGCAGGCCGUCUCCGCCAUACUCACCAACAACGGCAGUCAUGCCUGCCAGACUAUCCAGGUGCCGACCAUUCUGAACGCGCUACAGAGGAGCGUGCAGGCUGUGCUGGUGGGCAAGAUCCAGAUCCAGGACUGGUUCGGCAACGGCAUCAAGCGGGUGGCGCUGAUGAACAAGUGGGUGUUGAAGGAGGUGACGAUUGACGAGGAUGAGCGCUGCCUGCUGCAGACCGAUGGCUCCUUCCUCUACCUGCUCUGCAAGGACGGCCUCUACAAAGUGGGCUCCGGCUACAGCGGCACUGUCAGGGGCCAUGUGUAUAAUUCCACAUCACGCAUCAGGAAUCGGAAGGAGAAGAGAUCGUGGUUGGGUUUCGCUCAGGGCUGCCUGUUGUACCGGGAUAUGAGUAACAACCACAGUACGUCGGCCAUCAAGAUCAACCCAGAGACUCUUGAGCAUGAGGGAACCAUCACCAUGCCAGGCCUACAGGCAGACGGCCAGAACAUAGUCUUCACUGACGGAGAGUACAUCAACCAGAUUGCUGCCUGCAAAGAUGACGGGUUUGUGGUGAGGAUAUACGCGACCAGUACGGACCCGGCACUGCAGCAGGAGCUCCAGUUGAAACUGGCCAGGAAGUGUCUCCAUGCCUGCGGCAUCUCUCUGUUCGACCUGGAGAAAGACCUACACAUCAUCAGUACGGGGUUUGACGAGGAGGCAGCAUUGCUGGGAGCAGGCAGGGAAUUUGCUCUGAUGAAAACAGCAUCAGGAAAGAUCUACUACACAGGGAAGUACCAGAGCCUGGGCAUCAAGCAGGGUGGUCCGUCGGCAGGUAAAUGGGUGGAACUGCCCAUCACCAAGUCACCUAAGAUCGUCCAGUUCUCGGUGGGCCACGACGGCUCGCACGCCCUGCUGGUGGCAGAGGAUGGCAGCGUGUUCUUCACUGGCUCCGCGAGCAAGGGAGAAGAUGGAGAGUCCACCAAGAGCCGGCGCCAGCCGAAGCCCUACAAGCCCAAGAAGAUGAUGAAGCUGGAGACCAAGACUGCGGUGAACACAGCCUGCAACAACGGCAGCAGCAGCAUCGUCACCAAGGAUGGAGAGCUAUACAUGUUUGGCAAGGACGCCAUCUACAGCGACAGCACCUGCCAGGUGUCAGACCUGAAGGGUCACAUUGUAACCCAGGUAGCCAUGGGGAAGGCCCACACCUGUGUCCUGACUAAGAGUGGAGAGGUCUGGACGUUUGGGGUAAACAACAAGGGCCAGUGUGGCCGAGAAACAGGGGCCAUGAACCAGGCGGGGAAAGCAUUUGGUGUGGAAAGCAUGGCGACGGCCAUGGAUGAGGACCUGGAGGAUGAGCUGGAGGAGAAGGAGGAGAAGAGCAUGAUGUGCCAGCCAGGCAUGCACAAGUGGAAGCUGGAUCAGUGCAUGGUUUGCACCGUGUGUGGAGACUGCACCGGCUAUGGAGCCAGUUGUGUCAGCAGCGGACGGCCUGACAGAGUACCCGGAGGUAUCUGUGGCUGUGGUUCUGGGGAGUCUGGUUGCUCAGCGUGUGGCUGCUGCAAAGCCUGCGCCAGGGAGCUUGAUGGACAGGAGGUCAGACAGAGGGGCAUCUUCGACGCUGUCAAGGAGAUGAUACCACUAGAUCUACUACUAGCUGUGCCUGUCCCCCCCCCCCCAGGAGUCAACAUCGAGGAGCACAUCCAGAUCCGGCAGGAGGAGAAACGUCAGCGGAUCAACCGCCGACACCGGCUGGAGGAGGGACGAGGCCCCAUUGUUUUCCCUGGCCCCAUAUUAAUGAACCAGCGUGAGCAGGCCCUAGUCAGACUCAGACCCCUAAGGCAUAAGCGGGACAAGCACACAGACGGGAACAGUGAGCGAGGGGAAAAGGACGCCAGUAAGAUUACCACUUAUCCCCCGGGGGCGGUGCGCUUCGACUGCGAGAUGAGAGCAGUGCAGGUUAGCUGUGGCUUCCACCAUUCAGUGGUGCUGAUGGAGAAUGGGGAUGUCUAUACGUUUGGCUAUGGUCAGCAUGGCCAGCUUGGACACGGAGACGUCAACUCAAGGGGUUCUCCCACGCUGGUGCAGGCCCUUCCAGGUCCGAGUAUCCAGGUGACAGCUGGUAGUAACCACACAGCUGUGCUGCUCAUGGACGGACAGGUCUUCACCUUCGGCAGCUUCUCGAAAGGGCAGCUGGGUCGGCCAAUCCUGGAUAUGCCCUACUGGAACGCCAAGCCUUCCCCCAUGCCCAACAUUGGUGCCAAGUAUGGCCGCAAGGCCACCUGGAUCGGGGCCAGCGGCGACCAGACCUUCCUGAGGAUCGACGAGGCCCUAAUCAACUCGCACGUCCUUGCUACCUCCGAGAUCUUUGCUAGCAAACACAUCAUUGGCUUAGUCCCCACCUCAGUGUCGGAGCCCCCCCCCUUUAAAUGCCUGCUGAUCAACAAGCUGGAUGGCAGCUGCCGCACCUUCAAUGACUCAGAGCAGGAGGACCUGCAGGGCUUCGGCCUCUGUCUUGAUCCCGUCUACGACGUCAUCUGGAGAUUUCUGCCGGCAUCGAGGGAGAUGUGGUGCUACAACGCCGUGAUAGCCGAUGCCCGUGUGCCCUCGGCCACGGACCUCCAGGCCAGCUGCAGCAUCCUCAGCCCAGAGCUGGCACUGCCCGCCGGCUCCCACACCACCACCACCCGCUCCCACGGAGCCCUGCACAUACUGGGUUGCCUGGAUACGCUGGCGACCAUGCAGGAGCUGAAGAUGGGUGUGACCAGCACAGAAGAGGAGACUCAGGCCGUUAUGAAGGUCUACUCCAAAGAAGACUACAGCGUGGUCAACCGCUUUGAGAGUCACGGGGGUGGCUGGGGUUACUCGGCCCACUCGGUGGAGGCCAUCCGCUUCUGUGCUGAUGCAGACAUCCUGCUGGGGGGGCUGGGCCUGUUCGGGGGCCGUGGGGAGUACACCGCUAAGAUCAAGUUGUUUGAGCUGGGGCCUGAUGGUGGAGACCAUGAGACAGAUGGGGACCUCCUGGCUGAGACUGACGUCCUGGCCUACGACUGCGCUGCCAGGGAGAAGUACGCCAUGAUGUUUGACGAGCCGGUGCUGCUGCAGCUUGGCUGGUGGUAUGUGGCCUGGGCCCGGGUGUCUGGGCCCAGCUCAGACUGUGGCUCCCACGGACAGGCCACCAUCACCACAGAUGACAGUGUGGUCUUUCAGUUCAAGAGUUCCAAGAAGUCAAACAACGGUACCGACGUGAAUGCAGGCCAAAUACCUCAGCUAUUGUACAGACUUCCGUCGAACGAUGGUAACGCAGCCAAAGGGAAACAGCAGACCAGUGAGCCGGUUCACAUCCUCAAACGCUCCUUCGCCCGAACCGUCUCAGUGGAUUGUUUCGAGUCCCUGCUGAGUAUCCUCCACUGGAGCUGGACCACCCUAGUGCUGGGGGUGGAGGAACUGAGAGGCCUGAAAGGCUUCCAGUACACGGCUACCCUGCUGGACCUGGAACGUCUGCGCUUUGUAGGGACCUGCUGCCUUCGCCUGCUCCGUGUCUACAUUUGUGAGAUCUUCCCCAUCUCUGCCAGCACCAAGGCGGUGGUGGAGGAGUCCAGCAAGCUGGCGGAGUGCGUGGGCAAGACCCGUAGUUUGCUCAAGAAGAUCCUGUCAGAGGGCAUGGACAACUGCCUGACCAAGCUGGACAACGACCCCCAGGGUUACCUGUCCCAGCCCCUCACCCUGCUGGAGGCCGUGCUGCAAGAGUGCCACAACACCUUCACCGCCUGCUUCCACUCCUUCUACCCCACGCCUGCGCUGCAGUGGGCCUGCCUCUGCGACUUGCUCAACUGCCUCGACCAGGACAUUGCUGAGGCCAAUUUCCGCACAUCGAGCAGCCGACUGUUAGCGGCAGUGAUGUCUGCGCUGUGCAACACGUCAGUCAAGCUGACAUCCAUCUUGCCCAUUGCGUACGACGGCGAAGUGCUGCUGCGCUCGCUGGUCAAACAGGUCAGCACGGAGAACGACUCGGCGCUCGCCCAUCGCUUCCCCCUGCUGGUGGCACACAUGGAGAAACUCAGCCACACGGAGGAGAACCUGAUGGGGAUGACAAGUUUCAGGGAGGUUCUCGAGAAGAUGCUGGUGAUUGUAGUGCUGCCAGUGAGGAAGAGCCUGAGAAAGGAGGUGGAGCUCUUCUCUCCCCACCUGGUCUCCAACACCUGUGGCCUGCUGGCCAGCAUAGUCUCUGAGCUCACAGCCUCUGCACUGGGCUCCGAGGUGGACGGUCUAAACUCGCUUCACUCUGUGAAGUCCACUCCCAAUCGCUUCACCAAGAUGAGCCAGGGCCGCAGCUGGAACACGGGCAACGGCUCUCCAGAUGCCAUCUGUCUGACGGUGGACAAGCCCGGCGUGGUGCUGGUGGGCUUCUGUGUCUACGGUGGCGGGGGCAUCCAUGAGUACGAGUUGGAGGUGCUCGCUGAUGAUGCCCAGACAGAGCACCCCGGGGAUUCGUCCCACACCCAUAGGUGGACGUCUCUGGAGCUGGUCAAGGGAACCUACAGCACCGAUGACUCCCCCAGCGACAUUGCCGAGAUACGCCUCGACAAGGCCGUGCCACUCAAGGAGGGUGUGAAAUACGCUGUCCGCCUGCGUAACUAUGGUAGCCGAACAGCCAAUGGGGACGGAGGGAUGACCACGGUUCAGUGUUCUGACGGCAUGGCCUUCACCUUCAGCACCUGUAGCCUGAGCAGCAACGGGACCAACCAGACCAGAGGACAGAUACCACAGAUACUGUACUACAGGAGUGAGUAUGACGGGGAUCUGCAGUCCCAGCUGCUGAGCAAAGCCAAUGAAGAGGACAAGAACUGCAGCAGGGCUCUCUCAGUGGUCAGUGCAGUGGUCAGAGCUGCCAAAGAUCUCCUUCACAGGGCGUUCGCUGUGGAUGCGGAGGACAUCCCUGAGCUGCUGAGCUCUUCCAGUCUGUUCUCUAUGCUGCUCCCCCUCAUCCUGGCCUACAUCGGCCCUGUGGCUACCUCAGUACCCAAGGCUGCAGUGGAAGUCUUUGGUCUGGUCCAGGAGUUACUUCCUGCUGCCUCCGCUCUGAACCAGAAAUAUGCCCCACCGGCUUUCAACCCCAACCAAUCAACAGACAGCACCACGGGCAACCAGCCAGAGCAGGGCCUAUCAGCUUGCACCACCUCCAGUCACUAUGCUGUGAUAGAGAGUGACCACCCUUACAAGCAGGCUGGAGUGGCACAGUAUAAGGUGUCGUUCCCGGACUGCGUGCGGUGGACCACCAUCGAGUUUGAUCCCCAGUGUGGCACGGCCCAGCCCGAGGAUGUCCUCCGCCUGCUCAUCCCGAGCCGCUCAAUCCACCUGUCCAGCCUCGGCACCAAGCCCCUGGCCCAUGACACCAUCAACACCUGGGUGGAGCUCAAGAAGAUCUCCGGCUCCAAUGGCUGGCCCACCACUGUCCUAGUGCUGCCAGGAAACGAGGCCCUGUUCUCCUUGGAAACGGCCUCUGACUAUGUAAAAGACGAGAAGGCCUGUUUCUACGGCUUCAAGUGUGUUGCCGUGGGAUACGAAUUCAACCCUGGACCAGAUGAGGGUAUUAUCCAGCUGGAGAAGGAGUUGGCAUACUUGGGCAGUGUGUGUGCUGCUGCUCUCAUGAAGAAGGAUCUGGCUCUGCCUAUAGGGAAUGAACUUGAAGAGGACCUUGAGAUUCUUGAAGAGGCCUCUCUCCAGGUGUGUAAGGCCCACUCAGGUAUCCUGGGCAAGGGGCUGGCCCUGUCCCUCCCCACCAUCCUGGAGGCUCUUGAGGGCAACCUGCCCCUGCACCUGCAGACCAACGAGCACUCCUUCCUGGAGGACUUUAUCACCUGUGUGCAGAACUCCAGCGGAGGACGCCUGGCCAGGUGGCUGCAGCCAGACUCGUACGCGGACCCCCAGAAGACGUCUCUGAUUCUGAACAAGGACGACAUCCGCUGCAGCUGGCCCACCACAGUGGCCGUCCAGACCAAAGACCAGUACGGAGACAUAGUGCACGUGCCAAACAUGAAGGUGGAGGUGAAGGCGGUGCCCGUCUCCCAGAAGAAGUCCAUGCAGCAGGAGUGCAUGAGGAAGCUGCAGCGUCUCCCAGGCAGCACCAACCCCUCCUCCUCGGGCACCGCUGACCUUACCUUCGGGGGCCUGCCCAUGCCCAAGCUGGAGGCCACCUAUGAGCCCAUGAUCGUCAAGGAAGCGCGCUACAUUGCCAUCACAAUGAUGAAGGCCUAUGAGAAUUACUCGUUUGAGGAGCUUCGCUUUGCUUCACCCACUCCAAAGAGGCCCAGUGAGAACAUGUUGAUCCGGGCCAACACAGACGGGACGUACAGUGCCAACUGGACCCCCGGGGCUGUGGGCCUCUACACAAUCCACGUCACCAUCGACGGCAUUGAGAUCGAUGCUGGUCUGGAGGUGGAGGUGAAAGACCCUCCUAAAGGCAUGAUCCCACCAGGCACACAGAUGGUUAAACCCAAGGCCGAGCCCCAACCUAGCAAGGUCCGCAAAUUUGUGUCCAAGGACAGCGCAGGCCUCCGUGUGCGUAGUCACCCUUCCCUGCAGAGCGAACAGAUAGGCAUAGUGCAAGUCAAUGGCACCAUCACUUUCAUUGAUGAGAUCCACAAUGAUGAUGGUGUUUGGCUCAGGCUGAAUGAUGAGACAGUAAAGAAGUAUGUGCCCAACAUGAAUGGGUACACUGAAGCCUGGUGCCUCUCUUUUAACCAGCACGUGGGCAGGAGCCUGCUGGUCCCAGCCAACGAGGCAGGAGGCCAAUCGGAGCAGAGUGUUAAGGAGGUGAGCUCCAGCGGCCGCCCCUCCCAAGAGGCCCCCUCCAUGUGGGAGCAGGACAGGGUGGGGCAGGGCGGUGGCCCUGGGCUUUAUAAGGUAGUGAAGACGGGUCCCUCGGGUCACAACAUCAGAAGCUGCCCAAACCUUAGGGGUAUCCCCAUUGGAAUGUUAGUACUUGGGAACACGGUCAAGGCAGUAGGCGAGGUGGUAAACACGGAUGGGACGUGGGUGCAGCUGGACAAAAACAGUGUGGUGGAGUUCUGCGAGAGCGACGAAGGAGAGGCCUGGUCUCUGGCCCGAGACCGUGGGGGAAACCAGUACCUACGCCAUGAGGAAGAACAAACCCUUCUGGAGCACGGGGCCCAGACCCCACCACCUAGCCCCUUCUCUGUCCAGGCCUUCAACAGGGCUACUGCAGCCAAUGGGGCACAGGGCUUUGACUACGGUAUCUCAAACAACAAAGGUGACCAAAGGUUGACUGCCAUACUGAAUAGUGCCAUUCAGUCUGGGCCCUUCCUCCCUCCAGCCGCUCCUCCCUCCUCUUCCUCCGUAUUUGAGCAAGCCGCCCAACCUCCCUCCUCCUCCCUUGUCCACAGCCCAUUUGUGUUUGGACAAUGCCCCAGGUCCCAAGUGUCUCAGCCGCAGCCACAGCUUCCGAAUGGUUCUUCAUCACGCAGCCUUGCUUCUUCUCACGAGCGUGUGCACAAAAGCAGUGCGUCCGCGGCUGGGCAUGGUUCUGCACUCUCAUCUCUUGCUCUCAGGCAAAAGGGUAACUCAGGGCCGCGCCCCAUGUCCCCGGCCACCAAACAACGACUGGAAAGUCGCUCCCCAAAACAGGAGGGGCGUGGCGGUCGCUCCUCGGAACAGUCCAAAAGCAAAGAUCCGCCGGCCAGCGAGGCCCUGAUCCUGAGGUCGGACACUGCCAAGCUGCGGUCGGACUCGCAUAGCCGCUCCCACUCGCCCAACCACAACACCCUGCAGGCACUGAAGGCUGACGGGCGUGAUCGUAAUUCCUCCGGGCUGCGCGCCGAGUCACCUAACCCUGGCUCCCGCUCCACCUCGCCCAAACAGAAGGGCCUUUCCUCCACCUCGGGGAGGUCUAGCCCCUCCAGCACUUCCUCGCCCCGCUCCUCCUCCACCCAGCACGACAAGAACUUUGCUCAGGACAAGAACCAACCAAUUGACAAGAACAUGCCACAAGACAAGAACCAAACCCAUGACCAGAACCUCCCUCCCAAUGUCAGCCCCUCCUCCAAGGCUCAGCUGGACCCGCCCAGAGAAAGGUCCAAGUCGGACUCGUACACCCUGGACCCGGACACCCUGAGGAAGAAGAAGGUCCCGCUCACCUCGGAGCCCCUAAGGGGAAGGUCCACCUCGCCCAAACCCAAACUACCACCCAAGGACGGGAGCAGCAAAGGAGGUGAUAGGAACGCGGAGAACCGCACCCCGUCGCCCCAUGUGACCCAGGAGAACCUCCACAGCGAGGUGGUGGAGGUGUGUACGUCUAGUGCUCUUCUUUCCAAUGAUGAUGAGGGAAACAACGAAAACGUGGAGGUGAGCAAUGCAGAGGAGGGCUCCUCAAAGGUGCACUUCAGCAUCGGCAAGGCACCCGUCAAGGAGGAGCUGGAGAGCAGCCGCUUGUCGCCCAAAGUCAGCCGCAAGACCUCCAGCCGACACGUGCGCCCCAAGAAGGACAAGUCGGGCCCGCUCUUCAAGGGCGAGAGCUCGUCGAGGGUCGCCGAGCCCGCCAAGCAGGCCAUGUCACCCUCAGUUGCAGAGUGUGCCCGGGCGGUCUUCGCCGCGUUCCUCUGGCACGAGGGUAUCGUCCACGACGCCAUGGCCUGCUCCUCGUUCCUCAAGUUCAACCCAGAGAGGACCAAGGAGCACGCGCCCAUCCGCAGCUCGCUGGGUGGCCAGGGCGGCCAAGAGGAGAAGGAAAGCAGGCUGAAGAACCGCCACUCACUGGAGAUAUCCUCGGCCCUCAAUAUGUUCAACAUCUCCCCGCAUGGGCCAGACAUCUCCAAGAUGGGCAGCAUCAACAAGAACAAGGUCCUGUCAAUGCUCAAAGAGCCUCCGCUGCCCGAAAAGUGUGAGGAUGGCAAGGGGGAGCACAUCUCCUUCGAGGUGGCCUCUCACCCUGCAAUGAGGGCUAAGUCCAUAUUGCCGCUCACCCUCCAGCACCUCGUUGCAUUCUGGGAGGACAUCUCAAUGGCAACCAUCAAGGCAGCCACCCAAAACAUGAUUUUCCCCAGCCCGGGUUCCAGCGCCAUCCUAAAGAAAAAGGAGAACGAGAAGGACACUAAGAAGUCCAAGAAGGAGAAAAAGAAGAGAGAUAAGGCGGAGGUGCGCCCCAGGGGGAACCUGUUUGGGGAGAUGGCCCAGCUGGCCAUGGGGGGACCGGAGAAGGACACCAUCUGUGAGCUGUGUGGGGAGUCGCACCCCUACCCUGUCACCUACCACAUGAGGCAGGCCCAUCCAGGUUGUGGUCGCUAUGCGGGAGGCCAGGGCUAUAACAGCAUUGGCCACUUCUGUGGGGGCUGGGCGGGAAACUGUGGAGACGGCGGGAUCGGAGGAAGCACCUGGUACCUGGUGUGUGACCGUUGCAGGGAGAAGUACCUAAGAGAGAAGCAGACUGCAGCCAGGGAAAAGGUGAAGCAGUCGAGGAAGAAGCCCCUGCAGGUGAAGACGCCGCGGGCGCUUCCCACCAUGGAGGCCCACCAGGUGAUCCGUGCCAACGCCCUGUUCCUGCUGUCCUUAAGCAGUGCUGCUGAGCCCAGCCUGCUGUGCCACCACCCGCCUCGCCCGCUCCACUCCACACUGCCCAGCCUCAAGGAGGGUGUCUCGGAUGAGAUGCCCAACAAGAUCGGCUGCCUCUACCUGCAGACGCUGGCCAGGCAACACACAGAGAACUUUGGUGGGUACACAGAUGACAACCUGUUCCAGGACGAGAUGAGGUACCUGCGCUCCACAUCUGUCCCUGCGCCCUACAUCUCAGUCACCCCCGACGCUUGCCCCAACGUGUUCGAGGAGCCCGAGAGCAACAUGAAGUCCAUGCCCCCCAGUCUAGAGACCAGCCCAAUCACAGACAGUGACUUGUCCAAGCGGACGGUGUUCCAGAGGUCCUACUCUGUGGUGGCCUCUGAGUACGACAAGCAGCAUUCGGCCUCCCCGGCCAGGGUCAAAGCCGUGCCCAGACGCAGAGUCCAUAGUGGGGAUGCAGAAGUGGGUUCCUCUCUGUUGCGCCACCCGUCCCCGGAACUGUCCCGUCUCAUCUCGGCCCAUGGAUCCCUCAGUAAGGGCGAGAGGAACUUCCAGUGGCCCGUCCUCGCCUUCGUCAUCCAGCACCACGACCUGGAGGGUCUGGAGGUGGCCAUGAAGCAUGCCCUCCGCAAGUCCGCCUGCAGAGUCUUCGCCAUGGAGGCAUUCAACUGGCUGCUGUGUAACGUGAUCCAGACCACUUCGCUGCACGACAUCCUGUGGCACUUUGUCGCCUCCCUCACCCCGUCACCAUUUGAACCCGAGGAAGAGGAGGAGGAUGAAAAUAAAGCCCAUGGGAACAAGGAAAUUGUGAUGGAGCAGGAGAGGGACCUUGGAGUGUGUGAGCACCCACUGUCUGACAUUGUGAUCGCCGGAGAGGCCGCCCACCCCCUCCCACACACCUUCCACCGCCUCCUCCAGACCAUCUCUGACCUCAUGAUGUCACUUCCUAGUGGAAGUUCCCUGCAGCAGAUGGCCCUCAGGUGUUGGAGUCUGAAGUUCAAACAGUCAGACCACCAGUUCCUGCACCAGAGCAACGUGUUCCACCACAUCAACAACAUCCUGUCCAAGUCGGACGACGGCGACAGCGAGGAGAGCUUCAACAUCAGUGUGCAGUCUGGCUACGAGGCCAUGAGCCAGCUGGGAGGUGUUGAACAUCAUUUGACCUUCCAGGAGUUGUGCCUGGUGACCAGUCUGAAGGACCUGACCAUCUUGGUGGACAUGAAGACGUCCAGCCGUCCUGCCAUGAUUGGCAGCCUAACAGACGGCUCCACCGAGACCUUUUGGGAGUCGGGAGAUGAGGACAAAAACAAGACCAAGAGCAUCACCAUCAGCUGCGUCAAGGGCAUCAACGCCUCCUACGUCACCGUGCACGUGGACAACUCCCGCGACAUCGGGAACAAAGUCACCUCCGUGACGUUCCUGUGUGGCAAAGCCGUGGAGGACCUCUGCAGAAUCAAACAGAUCGACCUCGACUCGCGUCACAUGGGCUGGGUGACCAGCGAGGUUCCUGGGGGAGACCACCAUGUGAUCAAGGUGGAGCUGAAGGGGCCCGAGAACACGCUGCGGGUGCGCCAGGUCAAGGUGUUGGGCUGGAAGGAGGGCGAGAGCAUCAAGAUUGCAGGGCAGAUCUCAGCCAGUGUGGCCCAACAGAAGAACUGCGAGGCCGAGACUCUCCGCGUGUUCCGCCUCAUUACCUCACAGGUGUUUGGGAAGCUGAUCUGUGGAGAUGCUGAGCCCACCCCUGAACAGGAGGAGAAGAACCUGCUGUCAUCACCAGAAGGAGAGGAUAAGGCACCUUCAGAUGCAGACCUGAAGGAACACAUGGUUGGCAUAAUUUUCAGCCGGAGCAAGCUGACCAACCUGCAGAAACAGGUGUGCGCCCACAUAGUCCAGGCCAUUCGCAUGGAGGCGACCCGUGUGCGUGAGGAAUGGGAGCAUGCCAUCUCCAGCAAGGAAAACGCCAACUCGCAGCCCAGCGACGACGACGCCUCCUCGGACGCCUACUGCUUCGAGUUGCUCUCCAUGGUGCUGGCACUGAGCGGCUCCAACGUGGGCCGCCAAUACCUGGCCCAGCAGCUAACACUGAUGCAGGACCUGUUCUCGCUGCUGCACACGGCCUCGCCCCGUGUCCAGAGACAGGUGACCUCUCUCCUCCGUCGUGUCCUCCCCGAGGUGACGCCUGUGCGCCUGGCCAGCAUCAUCGGCGUCAAGGCCCUGCCACCUGCUGAUAUCAGUGACAUCAUUCACUCGACCGAGAAGGGUGACUGGAACAAGCUGGGCAUCCUGGACAUGUUCCUGGGCUGCAUCGCCAAGGCACUCACCGUGCAGCUCAAGGCCAAGGGGACCACCAUUUCCGGCACGGCGGGCAUGGCGGCAGGCAAAGGCGUUACCACUGUCACACUGCCCAUGAUAUUCAACUCCAGCUACAUUCGCCGGGGAGAGAGUCACUGGUGGAUGAAGGGAUCCACUCCCCCUCAGAUCGCUGAGAUUAUCAUCAAGCUGGUCAAAGACAUGGCUGCCGGACACCUGUCGGACGCCUGGUCUCGGGUGACAAAGAACGCCAUUGCUGAGACCAUUAUCGCCCUCACCAAGAUGGAGGAGGAGCAUCGCUCGCCAGUCCGCUGCAUCGCCACCACCCGGUUGUGGCUGGCCCUGGCCUCUCUGUGUGUGUUGGACCAGGAUCAUGUGGACAGGCUGUCCUCGGGCCGCUGGAUGGGCAAAGAUGGACAGCAGAAACAGAUGCCCAUGUGCGAUAACCAUGACGACAGCGAGACUGCAGCCAUCAUCCUGUGUAACAUGUGUGGUAACCUGUGUACCGACUGUGACCGCUUCCUCCACCUGCACCGACGCACACGCUCCCAUCAGAGACAGGUGUUUAAGGAGGAGGAGGAGGCAAUCAAAGUGGACCUCCACGAGGGCUGUGGGAGGACAAAGCUCUUCUGGCUCAUGGCUCUGGCCGACUCUAAGACCAUGAAGGCCAUGGUGGAGUUCAGGGAGCACACAGGGAAACCAGCCUCCAGCAGCUCAGACGCCUGUAGGUUCUGUGGCACCAGGAACGGCACCGAGCUCUCGGCCGUGGGCAGUGUCUGCUCUGACCCAGACUGCCAGGAGUAUGCCAAGCUGGCGUGCAGUAAGACGCACGCGUGCGGCCACCCCUGUGGCGGGGUGAAGAAUGAGGAGAGCUGCCUGCCCUGUCUGCAUGGCUGCGACAAGAGCACAGGCUGCCUGAAACAGGACGCCGACGACAUGUGCAUGAUCUGCUUCACAGAGGCGCUCUCUGCCGCUCCCGCUGUCCAGCUGGACUGCAGUCACGUGUUCCAUCUCCAGUGUACCCGUCGUGUUCUGGACAACCGCUGGCUCGGACCCAGGAUCACCUUUGGCUUCAUGUCCUGCCCAAUCUGCAAGAACAAGAUCAACCACUCGGUCAUCAAGGACCUGCUAGACCCUAUCAAGGAGCUGUUUGAGGACGUACGGCGGAAAGCUCUGAUGAGAAUGGAGUACGAGGGGCUGCACAAGAGCGAGGCCAUCACCACGCCUGGUGCCCGCUUCCACAAUGAUCCGGCCGGCUUCGCAAUGAACCGAUACGCCUACUACGUCUGCUACAAGUGCAAGAAGGCAUACUUUGGGGGAGAGGCGCGCUGUGAUGCGGAGGCAGGGCAGGGAGACGACUACGACCCCAGCGAGCUGAUCUGUGGAGCAUGCUCAGAUGUGUCCAGGGCACAGAUGUGUUCCAAGCACGGGACAGACUUUCUGGAGUACAAAUGCCGUUACUGCUGCUCGGUGGCUGUUUUCUUCUGCUUCGGCACCACUCACUUCUGUAACGCCUGCCAUGAUGACUUCCAGAAGAUGACCAGUGUGCCCAAGGAGGAGCUGCCUCACUGUCCUGCAGGUCCCAAAGGCAAGCAGUUGGAGGGGACGGAGUGCCCCUUGCACGUGGUUCACCCUCCCACCGGCGAGGAGUUUGCCCUGGGCUGUGGAGUGUGCAGGAACGCCCAUACCUUCUAAAAUCACCCAGUUCUGAAAACCCAGAGACCUGUACCGAACACUCGUUCUUCUUCUGUGACUGUUGGCUGCAGCCGGAGCCCAGCCUGUCAAGUAUUUCCUUGUGUUGGCUCUCGUUGUCAGGUGGCCAUGGACACUGGUUCAGGUAUUUCUAACGUACCCAAGAGUCCCAAGUUGUGCUCUUCGACAUACCAAUCAAAGUCUUCAAGGCUUUACUACAAAAACAGCUCUCUGUGGAUUCCAGAGGAAACUCCCAUGUAAAAAAAAAUCUUAUUAGUAUUAUUAUUUUUUUUAACUUGUGACGUGUUUGCAUGCGGCCGUUGUAACCCCUCGGCUUCCAUAGACGUUGCACACCUCCCGAUCACUGAAGUGUAAAAAAGUAUUUAAAAAUUGUAUAUGAAAUACAUUUUGCUUAGGCAACUGUGGAUGGACUUGGAUAUAUAAAAGGAAAAAAAAAUGUGACGGGCCUUAUUUCCAGCUUCCUAACUAUGAAUUCUAAAUAUUGUUGUAUGUAAACAGACUUUUUUUCCCGUAAUCCUGUACAGUAUUCUCUUCACUGUCGAGUGCAUCAGGGGUGCAUCAGGGGACAACAACAAAAAAAGAGCAGAAUUCUGAUGAGGGGGUGAAAAAGUGUACGAUUUAUCUAAUCUUGUAUAUAAUGAUAGUAUCCAAAAUAGCUGUAUUCCGAAGUUGCUACUCUACACUUCAGUUUCGUUUGAUAUUCUGGGUUAUGUUUUGAGCCAGAACUUUUAAUGAAGUGCAAUACUGAGUGUGCCUCCUAUCUUGCAGCAGUUUAACCUAUGGAAUGUAUGUCAAUAAAAGCCACUGUACAUUUUUAUACAGUGAUAAACACAGUCGUGUAUUAUCCCAAUUCAAAAUGUCAGAUCACUUAUGUUCUCUGAAAAUGCAGAGGAUCCCAGCGUCUUCAGUGUAUGAAGGUUGAUUGAUGUGAACCCUUUUUUUAGUUCCUCAAUUAGACAAAUAACGUGGUGGUACAAACUUUUUUUCUGUCAUUUUUUAAACAACUGAGAAGGUGAUUGCGCUAUAGGCUACCAUUGUAUUGUAAAGGAGUGCUAACUGAACGUGUUGGGGGCCAGUCUUCACCAAAUAUAAAAAAUAAUUGUGAUUCUGUAAUGCUUCUCCAUCAUUAGGAGGCAGGCGGGACAUAUGGGUAUGGGGGUUUGAGAGAAAAAACAAACAGCUGCUGUUAUAAAAGCUUAAUACUUGUGAAUCUGCUCUGUAUCUGUGAUGGAUGGAGUUGAAUGGUAAUAAACCAGGUUCUCUGUUUCGCAAGGUACAUUCAA